UGUUUUGCUGGUGUACAGAUCAACACUGCUUCUGUACUCUGUGUUGUGUGGUGACAAAUUCACUCGGUAUUGUGUGGCGACACCACCACACCCUGUGUUGUGUCCUGACCCAACCACACCUUGUGUUGUCCUGACCCAACCACGUCCUGUGUUUUAAUUCUACCAGACCCUGUACUCUGUAGUGACUCCACCAUACUCCGUGUUGUGUGGCAACCCCAUCACACCCUGUGAUGUAUCUUGACCUCAUAUAACGGGACUUAGGUGUAGAUUUUCAUUAAAAAAAAAAGAAAGGAAAAGGCUCUUGUGCUCCGGAGUGCUGGAUUCUGAUCUGCAGAUUGAUUGACUGGGGCCACGAGCUCUCUAUAAGACAAUUGCUUAGGCUUAUAAUCAUGUCCAAAUGACAUUUGAUCACUAUGAGUGAAAUUUUGACUUGAGAAAGUUUACCCUGGUAUCUCCCAGCAACACUCCCACGCAAUAAAAUUACAGCAUCGAAUACUUACCAGGAUUUUAUUUUCAGACUCGUCAUGUCAAAAGUUUCGACGAGAGAUUCAUAGACCUCACAACGAACGAUCCAGGAGAACCUGGAGAAUCUCAAAACAGAGAACCACGAUGCAAGUCCAUCCUACAGCACCGUCCACGGAAAAGAUGGACCCAAACACCCUCCCUGCAGCACCACCCGACAGUGUAGCCCAGCAGGGCAGCAACAGGUGCAGUGGGGAUGACUGCUCGGAGACGCUGGAAAUGAGGAGGGAACUAGGGCUGUUCGACUCCAUUUCUGUCAUCAUCGGCGUGGUGUCUGGCUCAGGCAUCUUCAUCAGUCCUCGAGGAGUGUUGGAGUACAGUGGCAGUGUGGCCAUGGCACUCCUAGUAUGGGCGCUAUCUGGAGUUGUCUCCCUCGUAGGCGCUAUAACCUUCGCUGAACUUGCCACCAUGAUCCCAGAGAGCGGCGGGAUCUACACCUACAUCAGGAGGACGCUGGGCCCCACCCCUGGCUUCGUGUACCUGUGGAUGGCCCUUAUCAUCGAAGAACCCACCAUGAGGGUAGUAGAUGGCUACACCUUUGGUUACUACAUCCUCCAGCCAUUCUUCCCUCAUGACCCACCUGUUGUACCCAUCAAACUCCUCGCUGCCGUCCUCAUAGUGUUCUUGGCAUGGGUAAACUGCUGCGCGGUGAAAGUGAGUGUCGCGCUGCAGGACGUCCUCAUGAUCCCUAAGAUCCUUAUCCUGGGCAGCAUCAUCAUCACGGGCAUCUACCGCUUGGUCACUGAUCCCUCCAGCAGCUACGAGGAGCCUUUCCAGGGCACCUGCCUCGCUCUUCCCGUCAUCGCCACCGCCUUCUACCAGGGCCUGUAUACCUACGACGGAUGGGAUAACCUCAACAUGGUCGUCGAGGAGAUGAAGAACCCGAGCAAAACGUUCCCACUUGCGUCUGGCAUCUCCCUCAUCAUACUGACGGUAGUGUUCGUACUUACAAACGUGGCCUACUUUGCCGUGCUGCCUCGCCAUGUGGUCAGCACCUCCACCGCCGUCGCUGUCUCGUUCGGCGAGUCCGCGUUCGGUGUGAUGGCCUGGGCCGUGCCUGUCUCAGUGGCCAUCUCUGCUCUGGCCUCCCUCAAUGGCCAGACCUUCACACAGUCCCGAGUCGUCUUCGUGGGGGCCAGGGCUGGCCACCUGCCUAAGUUCCUGGCCUUGAUCAACAUCAAGACCAAGACUCCCAUCCCAGCUAUUAUGUUCAUGACAGUGCAGACUCUGUUGAUGUUGUGGUGGUCUGACAUCUACGCUCUCAUCAACUACGUCUCCUUCUCUCACAGUCUUUCCCGUCUCGUAGCUACCUCAGCCCUUCUCUGGCUCCGCUACAAGAAUCCGGAGAUGAAGAGGCCGUUUAAGGUGUGGCUGGUGCUGCCGGUGAUGUACCUGGCGGUGACGGUGCUGCUGGUGUCGCUGCCGGUGGUGGAGGAGCCAGUGACGGUGGGUGUGGCCCUGGGUGUCAUCGCCGCAGGUAUUAUCUUCUACUACGUCUUCAUCUUUCACAAAUUUGAAUCGAAGAAGAUCAAGAGGAUUUCAGGACGGUUUUAUCGGUUUGUACAAAUAUUAUUUCAAGUUAUGCCGGAGAAGAAGCUUUAGAAGAUGAUCAGAAAGAAGAGGAAGAAGAAGAAGAGGAAGAAGAAGAGGAAGAAGAAGAGGAAGAAGAAGAGGAAGAAGAAGAGGAAGGUGAAAUAUCAUCCCAGUAUAACUUGUUGAUGGAGACGCGUUAAACCCGUCAAGAUGAAGCAACACUUGGGCAGCGAGAGGCAGUUAGGUUGGAUCCGAGGAAGGAGAGGUUAUCUCUAAUUCCUUAGAUUAAGAGCUCUUUACUAGCAUUAAAGAACCGCCUCUUGGUUAGUUGGGUUUCAAGCCUACCGACUCUACGAGAAGUCAUUAAGGCUCUUUGUCGCCUGUUCACCACCAGCCAAGAAUACUUUAAUACCUAAAGAAGGUAUAUAUGCAUACAUUGAGAAAUAUACUUCACUGUGUAUAUAUCCUUUAGAGAGACCUAAUGUUAAGUAUAUACUGGAGGGCCCCACUUAUACAGCAGGUUAGGGUUCAGGCUACUGUAGGGCCCCACUUAUACAGCAGGUUAGGGUUCAGGCUACUGUAGGGCUCCACUUAUACAGCAGGUUAGGGUUCAGGCUACUGUAGGGCCCCACUUAUACAGCAGGUUAGGGUUCAGGCUACUGUAGGGCCCCACUUAUACAGCAGGUUAGGGUUCAGGCUACUGUAGGGCCCCACUUAUACAGCAGGUUAGGGUUCAGGCUACUGUAGGGCCCCACUUAUACAGCAGGUUAGGGUUCAGGCUACUGUAGGGCCCCACUUAUACAGCAGGUUAGGGUUCAGGCUACUGUAGGGCUCCACUUAUACAGCAG
Cherax quadricarinatus is the source of this 2903-nucleotide messenger RNA. RefSeq names its product Y+L amino acid transporter 2-like. Gene Ontology annotation, molecular function: L-amino acid transmembrane transporter activity. Gene Ontology annotation, biological process: amino acid transmembrane transport. NCBI's taxonomy places the organism in Eukaryota, Metazoa, Arthropoda, Malacostraca, Decapoda, Parastacidae. The record is from RefSeq and is a predicted model, not a curated record. Gene Ontology annotation, cellular component: membrane.